Molecule: messenger RNA, 384 nt
Organism: Lactuca saligna
Lineage: Eukaryota; Viridiplantae; Streptophyta; Magnoliopsida; Asterales; Asteraceae
Source: the annotation of a GenBank genome assembly
AUGAUCACUGUUAGGAAGCAUCUAGUUGAUAAACUUAGGCAUGUAUUCGCGAUGCUCAAUAGGCUUGAGGGUGUUUCAGAACCUGACACACUUCUGAAACAAGGGGAAGACACUGAGAAGCCAUCUACAAAAGAACACCAGAAACCUGCUGGAACUUCUGGUGAAGCUGAAAAGGCAAAGGGAUCUGAUCCGAAGGUUAAUGUAGCUUCAGGAUCAAAGGGAAAGGAAAAGAUCAUUGAUGAUGAUGAUGAUGAUGAAGACGAAGAAGACAAGAGUGUGAAUCUCAAAUGGAAAGCUCGUGAUGAAGUUCUCGACGAAACUUGUGAAUCGCAAGAGAGGCUGACACACGUGAAAAAGAGCUUUGUGAUGCCCAGGCUGCUCUAG